CGAGAUGUCGUACCCUUUCCAGUCAUCAUACAACGUCGAAUACUCGAACCCGGGCUCACCAUGGACCCUCGACCAGCCACCUCAAGCGCAGCAUACACCAACCUUCCAACCAGAUACACCCUCGAACCUGUCCCAUUCAUCGGUCACUGCGUCACCUGUCUACAACAUGCAGCAUUUGUCGCCAGUCGAGUCGCCGCUUCCUAUAGUGCAAGAGUACGCACAGGACCCUCCACGGGCACAGUCCUACGAGUCUCCACGAACGAUACAGCUUGAGGAACGCGGCAAAGCCUUGUCCUCUGGGUCUAUGCAGGUCCGCUUUGAGUCCAUCGACGACUCGUAUUUCCUGCGACAGCAGGAAAGCGCAGGUUCGGGGCGGCGUGCUUCCGAUCAAGCGCCUGUCAGUGCCAGCGUAGACGAGAUGAGUUCAAGCACGCGUCCCAGCUCUAGCGGAGCGGGACCGAGCAGGGUUCCCCACGGUCGCCCGCACUCGCAGGCGCAUCCGUAUCGCCGACCCUCCGAGGCGGCCAGUCCUCCAGGGACUUCUACGGGGAAAAGAGUGAAAUUGGGGAAGGCUGUCGUAGAUGGCACGUCUGAUGGUGACGCCUCUACGCCUGUUGUGCGUCCGGAGAGGCCACCAGACAAUGUCUUUCCUCUGGCUAAGCGUAAUGCACGGCCGAGCAGGGGUGUGCCGGCUCUGUCUUUGCCUCAUAGUAAGGCAGCCGUGCCGUGUCCGGGUAUGAGCGUGUGGAGAGUAUCGACUUACAGUGAGCAGCGCGACCAAGAAGCCGCAGGCGGGGGAUCGGGCGCUGCAACUCCCAGGUACGCCCGCUAGUCAUUCCUUCACGCUGCCUCGGGUGAGUCUUCAUGUUUCAUAUCUCCGUUCUUUUUCGUCCCUCCUAGCCCCGGUGAGACCUCGCCCGCGGCUGCGCAGUCCGACAUCAAGACGACAACGCAGGCCCCUCAACUGUCUGCUCCGCAGGCGUCGGCACGCAGGCUACUGAUCAGUACCGACAUGUACGUCGAUCGGGACAAUAACGAGGUUGUCGCAAUCCUGGAGCUACCUGGCUUGAACAAGAACGCUGUGCGCAUCAAAUUGCUUACUUGUCCAUACACUGGAAAUCGCCAGCUGGCCGUGCAAGCUCAAAGCCGCUCGCGGAUCCCCGACGGUUCGCUUGCCAUGCGCGAGCGCAGGACGGGAGAGUGUUACCGGUUGAUCUACGUGCCGCUGUCGACCAAGGUGAGUACCCGCGUUGCGAGCCUCUGCUGGCGCAGCAUGACCCCUGCCGCAGCCUGAAGAUGUGACUGCCAAAAUCGAAGACGGCCUGCUCACUAUCAAGUUCCCUGGUGGAACACCUGUCCGAGAAGACCCGCAAGAGAUCGCCAUCGAAUAGACCAAGCACCCAAGCACCCUUUCCAGCUUCAAGACACCUUCACCACGCUCGGACUCGCCUCAUGUGUGCUCUCGUAUAUAUCUGCACUGUGCUACCACUUUCUGUUUCACAAUAUUGUCUCGAUACUUUUCUUGUCCUGGAACGUAAAGUACCCCUGUAUCUUAGCCUUGUCUAAACUCGACUAUCGUCCUGUUCGUCAUCUAAUGGACGCGCUCACGUUAUCGUUCGCGCUCGCACCCACCCUCCUCAGAAUCUCAUCGCUUUCCCCACCUCUUAUAUUUACAUCUGGAAGCAUCGCUGCGCUUGUGACUCGUCCCAGCCCCCAACUCAGUUUGUAGCCUAGAUGAAUGUGUCUGCACUCCAAUCCUGCUCAAUAUAUCUGCUAGAUCUACAA
This is a messenger RNA of Phanerochaete carnosa HHB-10118-sp, 1785 nucleotides long. RefSeq lists its product as uncharacterized. Bases 5 to 832 code for a protein of 275 amino acids. NCBI's taxonomy places the organism in Eukaryota, Fungi, Basidiomycota, Agaricomycetes, Polyporales, Phanerochaetaceae. The record is from RefSeq and is a predicted model, not a curated record. The transcript has a single exon.